Messenger RNA from Aspergillus glaucus CBS 516.65, 2177 nucleotides. RefSeq lists its product as uncharacterized. NCBI's taxonomy places the organism in Eukaryota, Fungi, Ascomycota, Eurotiomycetes, Eurotiales, Aspergillaceae. The transcript has 3 exons. Bases 292 to 2160 code for a protein of 622 amino acids. The record is from RefSeq and is a predicted model, not a curated record.
CUCAACUUUGGUAUAUAGUAUAUACUAUUCAAAAAUAUAUAAACUACUGUUUUCAGUGGUUUAAUGGCAAAAAACUACACUUUUGCGUUGGACUGGCGCGCUGGGGACGGACGGCCCUUGGCGGCGAGUAGACAGGUUGUGCCUGGCCCACUGAGCUGCAACACCCGCUACAACAUAGUUAGUAACCAAGGAAAACCUAUCAGUUAGAGUUGUGAACUUCUACAGUUAUUGGUUUAUAAACAUGAGAAUCAUUCACUGAGACAACUUUUCCUAUUCUCAUAUCCAAAGACAAUGGGCAUACCACAUCUAACACGGCACUUGCUCCCAUAUUCAAAAGAUGUCCUAUUGGCAAGGGGGAAACAAAGAGAGGGAGAUGACAGCAUCCAGUUGGUUGUCAUUGACGGGCCCAGCUUGGUCUACCAUGUCUUCCAACGACUGUUGUCUAAAUCAAACACAAAACUCGGAAUUCUAGAUGCUCAGCCGACUUGCGAUGAAGUCAGUCUCGGGGUAAUGGUCUAUCUCCUGCAGCUAAAGCUCCUUGAUGUGAAAGUGACCAAGAUCUGCUUUGAUGGAGCUUUGCCUAUAACGAAACGAAAGAUAAGACUUUGUCGACUGGAAAAAUCAAGGAAGAAACUUGAACAAUUUCACUCACAAAACCGGUUGGGAUUUGCAAAACCAGACGAUUCAGUCGAAGGCAGCACUGUUGAUCCUACAAAGGUUCUACAGAGCCGAGCCAUACCUGUCAAAUACAAUGGCCUCCCUGAAAACCCGUUUAUGGUGUCUACUGUUUUUGAAGACCUGAGAAGAAGAUGGAACAAAGCAAAUAUCCUGAUGGCAGUGCAAGACACAUUUUACUUCAACCACCGUGAGCUUGGAGAACAAGAAUUUCCCUGGGCAGCCAUUACUGUAAUGGUCCCGGGGGAGGCAGAUUCCGAGUGUGCUCGCAUGUCGAGGCUUACAGGUGCCGCUGUACUGACCAAUGAUUCAGAUCUUCUUCUUCAUGAUCUUGGAUCUUACGGUUCGGUACUGUUUUUGGAUUCGGUCGAACUUAGUGAAUGGGAUCCAUCUAGACCAACAGAUUCCAAGGUCAGAGCCAGAAGAAUCUGUCCUGCAUCGCUUUCCAGCCGAUUGGGAAUUAAAAGUGUCCGAUACCUUGCAUAUGAAUUGAGUCAGAAUCCACAAUUUGGUUUAUCAGAGCUCAUUAGGCGAUCGAGAGAUAACUGCGACUUUCUCGACCUCGAACCUGACUAUCAACACUUUCUUGAGGAGUAUGACUACGGGCCAAACAGCCGAGCGAUAGUCCAGCACCCCCAGGACCUUGACCCAAGAUUAUCAGAAAUAUUCUUGCAGUACGACACUGGAAAUGUUCAUUUCACUGGGGGCUCUCCGCAUAUGUAUCUUGCUAUUUUAAGUGAAGACCAUUCCAGGAGAUGUGCAUGGGAAGAAGGUCGUACGUACAGAGCUCUCGGCUAUUCGGUCUUCAACUUGUGCCGUCCGUUCGCGGAAAGAUACCAAUUCGUGGAGGAAUACGUUCGGAGAGGUGGGAGAAUAGCUAUAGACCGGAUAACAAUGGGUGAUGAAGGUUGGGUGGCAAGCGAGAUGCAUUCCUUUUAUACACGCUUGAGCUUUGCUCAAGUUGCGUUUGGCGCAAAAGUUUCGUCCUCGUGCUUCUGGAGGUUAUUCGCGAUGUGUGAGCUAUUUUGGGAUGAAACAAACCAUACUGCACCCCUCGAAGUUGAUCGAUUGUGCAGGUUCCUUAGGUUCGGCUAUAUGGGGAAUUCAGUUGGCUGGGCAGAUGUCCAUCUUUACGCUCAGAUUAAUGCCGUGUUGUACUCAUUAAGGAUCUUGAAACAGCUCCUCGGCCUUGUGACAGUGACUGAAGAGCCUGUGUCGAGGGUGAAGUCUAUAAUUGCAGCUCUCCCACCAUUGCAUGUUAUGAUGAGAUCAAGACGCGAAAUGAUAAGAGAAUAUCCCGAGGAUUUCUCUGUUGAGAAAGCCCUGCAACGCUUCUCUCUUCUUUCCGGCCAACAUGUGCAAACCGAUGAGGAAAUGCGGCCACCAUAUUCCACAUCACAAGAUCAGGGAAGCCCUAAGUCUAAUUGCGUGAAGCAUGUUCAUAGGUCGAAGUCAAACUUAUAUGAGAUCCUCUCUCCAGAAUAAAUAAUGUUGAAUCCUCC